This is a messenger RNA of Daktulosphaira vitifoliae (grape phylloxera), 1466 nucleotides long. Its product is annotated as protein OPI10 homolog. NCBI's taxonomy places the organism in Eukaryota, Metazoa, Arthropoda, Insecta, Hemiptera, Phylloxeridae. The transcript has 3 exons. Gene Ontology annotation, molecular function: nuclear import signal receptor activity; Hsp70 protein binding. Bases 235 to 843 code for a protein of 202 amino acids. The record is from RefSeq and is a predicted model, not a curated record. Gene Ontology annotation, cellular component: nucleus; cytosol. Gene Ontology annotation, biological process: protein import into nucleus.
AAUAUCUGUUAAAAUUCAUAGUCUAACUAAAAAAAUAAACACGUUAAAAUAUUUACUAUUAUUAAUCUAGUUAAAAUUCUAAAUUUAAGCGAGGGAUAAUUUUCUGUUUUAUAUUGUAUAAAAUUAUGUUACAUUUAAUGUAAAUAAGUGUUUUAUUUAACGACUUCAUAUGUAAUAGAGUAAGAAUAUUAUAACAUAUUUUACAAUAAUUAUUAAUAAGAAUAUAAUAUAAACAUGGCUGACCCAGCACAAAGUAUGUUUGGAUUAUUAGUUAGUGGACGUUUGGUGCGUACUGAUUUUGAAUGUAUUGAAGAAACUAAACUAAUGAUAACAAUUCCAUCAGCUGAAUCUGUUAAUUACAUUUGUGUAUUCUUAACUGGUUUGAUUCCAUUUCCUGAAGGAACUGCUGGAUUUGUGUACUUUAGCUGGCCCGAUGAUCAUGCAAGACCAAACUGGCAAUUAUUGGGUAUAUUGUCCAAUCAAAAACCAUCUGCAAUUUACAAACUUUCAAAUCUUAAAAAACAUCAUGUAGAUUUAGUUAACGAACCAUCAAAUGCAUUUAGUCUAUUUCCAUCAGUUACAAUAAAUGCUCAGAUUGGUAUCUCAAUUGAACCUUUGAUUGAUAUUGAAGCACAAGUGGCCAAUACAGAACCUGUACAAAAUGUAUCAACAUUUAUUGAAUUCACUCAAAAAAUGGUUCAAAACCUUUUUAAUUAUGUUAGUAGUUAUGCAAUCGAAGUUGGACCACAACAACCUCCAGUAGUACCCUUAACUACUAUACAAAAGUGGUAUGAAAAUUUUGAACGCAAAAUGAGUCUGAACCCUAAUUUUUGGAAAUCGUAAAUUAUAUAUCAUAUCAAUAAUUAAUAAGCUUAAAAAUAAAUGAAGUUUUUUUCAAUGUUACUAAAAAAAGUGUGUUCAAAAAAUGAUAUUUCUAUUUUUUUAUUAUUGUUAAAUUAUUUUUUAAUACAUAAUAAGAUAUGCAAAUAUAUGUCCUUUUAUUUUCUCCACCAAACAAAUGAUCAAUGAUACAUAUUUGUUGAAAUUUGUCAUUGUAAUAUUAUCACUUUAUAGACAUAAUAACUUAAAUUAAAGUUAUAAAAUUUUUAAAUUCAAACUUAAGCUGAUUCUCCAUAGCUACAAAAGUUGUUUUAUUUUAGCCUUUUUCUUAAUAUCUGGUAUAUAUAAGUAAUCGAUUUAGUCUAAUUUAUAGUCAAUCCAGAGUAUUCUACCCUAAUGUAUGUAAAUAUUAAGAGAAUUUAGAAUUUUAAUUUUUUUUUUUUGUAUUGCUGUAAUAGAUUCUUAUUUUGGUGCAAAAACACUAAAAACUAUAAAAGUAAAAAUAAAAUUAUAAUUCUGGACCAUCCCAAUAAACAUAUCAUUAAACUUUCUAGUCGAAGCUUAUAAUACUUGUAUUUUAUCAUCUUAUCACGUUAAAUUUUAGUAAUAAAAUAUUUACUUUCCAA